AUGAGAUUUUUGGAGCCUCUUCAUCUUGCGCAAGUCAUCAAGAAACUUUGUGAUGAUCAGUCUGGAGGCUUUAUCAACUACCGGGAUAGUAAACUCACAAGAAUUCUGAAAAACUCCUUCGGUGGGAAUGCCAAGACUCUGAUCAUUUGUACAAUUACACCAGCAUCUUUGGAAGAAACUCUUGGCACGCUCCAGUUUGCCAGUACGGCCAAAAAAAUGAAGAAUACCCUGAAAGUCAAUGAAGUUCUUAAUGAUGAUGCUCUUCUAAAGCGAUACCGUAAUGAAAUAGAAGAUUUGAAACGCCAACUGGAAGAAGUUUCGUCACAUUCUCCUACCAAAGAUCAAUUAGCACAACUCUUGGAAGAGAAGAAUUCUGUUCAGAAGGAGCAGCAAGACAGGAUAAGAGUGCUGACAGAAAUGUUGGUGACCUCAUCCUCUUUUUUACAAGAGCGGGAGCUAAGG
Messenger RNA from Pseudonaja textilis, 462 nucleotides. Lineage: Eukaryota; Metazoa; Chordata; Lepidosauria; Squamata; Elapidae. The record is from RefSeq and is a predicted model, not a curated record.